UCCGCCACUCUCGCGGCUCCGCUCCACCUUCUCCAAUGGCGAUCCCCACCAGCACCAGCACCAGCACUACCUCCUCCUCCUCCUCCUCAUUCGACCCGCUCCUCGAGACCGUAAUCAUAGGAGGCGCGAAUGUAUCCCAGAGGAACCACCGAAGGUUGGCCUCUCGCGGCAUCGGCACCCUCGGCUCCCGUCCGCUCACCCCCUUCACUCCUCGUCUCCAUGGAAGGAUCGUCCAAGCCCUAGAUCCGUGCCUUCCGAGAUGGCUCGAUAUUUCCCACGAGUGCUGCCUCUCUUGCUGUUUCUGCGGCUCUCCGAUCUUGUCCGCGGCAACACCGACCAGGCCGAUGUCUCUGCCUUAAAUGUUAUGUAUAGCAGCUUAAAUUCCCCCCCUCAGCUGACUGGUUGGAGUUCCAGCGGUGGUGACCCCUGUGGCAACAAUUGGAAAGGCAUCAAGUGCUCUGGCUCAUCCGUAACAAAAAUCACACUCUCAGGUCUUCAAUUGACUGGUACAAUGGGUUACCAACUCUCUAGCUUGAUUUCAGUAACUUAUUUUGACUUGAGCAAGAACAAUCUUAAUGGUGAUAUACCUUACCAACUUCCUCCUAACACCACUCAUUUAAAUCUUGCUGGAAAUGCACUUACUGGAGGGAUUCCUUAUUCAGUUUCUCAAAUGAAUCAUCUUAAGUAUUUGAAUCUUGCCAGUAAUCAGCUCAGUGGACAGUUGACUGAUAUGUUUGGAGAGCUUUCUAGUCUCUCACUGCUGGAUCUCUCAUUCAACCGCUUCUCAGGUAACCUGCCUAAUAGUUUUGGAUCUCUCUCGAGUCUCAAAACUUUGAAUUUGCAGAACAAUCAGUUAAGUGGUUCAGUUGAUGUUCUUGCCACUCUAUCUUUAGAAAACCUGAAUGUUCAGAACAAUCAGUUCACCGGAUGGAUUCCCAACAAAUUGAAAAGUAUAAAUAAUCUUAAGGUUGGAGGAAAUUCUUGGUCAACUGGAAAACCACCUCCAGGUAUGGUUACAGCUAGAGAUAAUAAUAAUGGCAAAAGCCACAAAAGCUCAAUUAAAGAUGCCAAAGAUAACAAAGUUAAAAAAGGAAAACAACAUUCAGACCUGAAAGGUGCAGUCAUUGCUGUGAUACUGAUAGCUGUGUUAGUUGUGGCCCUUAUUUUAUUGGCUUUGGUUAAGCGAAGAUCUUCAGGUUCAUCUCAUUAUACUGACGAACGACUCAGCCAUAACAGAUCAUUUAGUCCUCUAGCAGACAAUAAGUUUACAGCAGGGCUUAAGGAUUCUUCUUCUUCAAUUGACAUAAAGGCUAUAGAAACAUCUUCCAUGGAGCUUAAACCACCAGCAGCUGAAACCCAAAAAACAUACAAUGAUAAUGAGUUUGCAAAUAAACUUAAUUCCAGAGGGAGCACAGAUCCCGUUAGUCUCACUAUUUAUGCAUUAGCUGACUUGCAAGCUGCUACCGGAAGCUUUAGCUCUAGCCACCUUCUUGGGCAAGGUAACAUCGGAUGUGUAUACAAGGCAAAAUUUAAUGAUGGGAAGGUUUUGGCUGUUAAGAAGAUAGAGACAUCAAAUUUAUCAGGAAGCUGUUCUUAUGAUUUUAUGGAGAUAGUCUCUGGCAUCUCCAGGUUGCAUCAUUCAAACAUCGCUGAACUUUUGGGUUAUUGCUCAUCAUCUGGCUACCAACUCCUAGUAUAUGAACUACAACAGAAUGGUUCUCUCCAUGGAUUUUUACAUUUAUCGGAUGAUUAUAGCAGACCAUUGACCUGGGACACUAGAGUGAGGAUUGCUCUUGGGACAGCCCGUGCUAUAGAGUACUUGCACGAGGUCUGUGCCCCAUCUGUGGUUCACAAAAACAUAAAGUCUUCAAACAUUUUGCUUGAUACUGAGCUAAACCCAUGCUUGGCCGACUGUGGUCUAGUCAUCUUCUUUGAGGACACAAGUGAGAACUUGGGCCCCGGAUACAAUGCUCCCGAAUGCACAAAACCUUCUGCCUAUUCAAUGAAGAGUGAUGUCUACAGCUUUGGAGUUGUCAUGCUGGAGCUAUUGACAGGUCGUAAGCCCUAUGACAGUUCGAAGCCAAAAAUUGAACAGUCAUUGGUUCGCUGGGCAGCAUCACAGCUUCAUGACAUUGAUGCGUUGGCACAGAUGGUGGACCCGGCCCUCCGUGGCCUCUAUCCGCCAAAGUCAUUGUCUCGAUUUGCUGAUGUCAUCUCUCUCUGUAUUCAGCCGGAGCCUGAGUUCCGGCCUGCAAUGUCAGAAGUGGUGCAAUCACUGGUUCGUUGUGUUCAGCGCACUAGUAUCAGGAAGAGGAUGGGCCGAGAUCGGAGCACCUCUCGCAGGAGCAAUGAUUCUAAUCAUGGAUACUACUGAGAAAAGGUUUUAAAUGAAUUUAUCAGCAGGUCCGAGGGCAUUGCAAUCAACUCCAUCCAAUUGGUAAGUUGCGCUGUUGAUUGAUGUACCACAUCCUCUGAGGCAAAAAGUCGAAUUACAUUCUAUCGAUCAAGGAGAAUAGCAAAGUUCCCAUUCCAGUUUCAUUGGACUUCUGGUAUAAGUAGCUGCUAGCAUUGCCUUGAUCUCUUUUUUUUUUUCCAAUUAUUUAGGAAAUUUUGUUUAUUAAUGAGAAGAACAGCUCCUGAGUGAUUGGAGCUGAGAACGGCGGUGAGCCCCUUCUGUGUAAGCUUUAAUUCUAUAAUUAUUAUUAUUUGUUGUUGUGCAAAGUCUUGAUCCAAGUUUGACAAAUGUUGAUGAAAACAACAUUUACCAAACUUGUGUCAUAAUGACUCCUGUAAUUGUUGUUAAUAUGAGUCAUCAGUUGUACAUGAUGGACUAUUCAAAAUCUAGAUUAGACUUA
Molecule: messenger RNA, 2855 nt
Organism: Musa acuminata subsp. malaccensis (wild Malaysian banana)
Lineage: Eukaryota; Viridiplantae; Streptophyta; Magnoliopsida; Zingiberales; Musaceae
Source: RefSeq, a predicted model, not a curated record